AGUAACGACCAGGCAACUUUUCCACGAUGUCUCUUUCCUCCUAUAUAAUUCUCUUCGGAUUAGCCAUCUUUGGAAUUCAUUUCUGGCUGCAAACUAAAAGUUAUAUUUUCCAGCAUGAAGAAGUUUCGCGGAUAGCCAAACGCCAUGCAGGGAACGACAAAAACAUUCGUGCAAUGUUCACAAAGAUAGCUCUAGACCUUGAAAAAAAGUACCCAGGUCACAUCCUACCUGAAGAGUCAAGACAGUGGCAGUUUGUGAAUGCUGGAGGCUGGAUGGGAUCGAUGUAUUUACUGCAUGCAUCUCUGACCGAAUACGUACUAUUCUUUGGUACAGCUGUUGACACACAGGGACAUUCAGGACUCUACUGGGCAAACAUUUCUGACACGGUACUAGCUGGCUCCCUACGUCAGUGGAAGGAUGGUACCCUUGAAAGUCAGGUUUAUGGUGCAGGAGACCUUGUGCUUCAUGGCUGGGGUGAGGUUGCUGCUGUGCAAUUUUCGGCUGGAACAUGGAUGGUGGAAUAUGGUCGUGGCUUUGUUCCUUCCACUCUUGGGUUUGCACUGUGGGAUUCCAUCUUUAGUACACUGGACUUUGUUUCAGCUUCAAAACUGAUUGCAGUUUAUGCAAAAGCCCUGGUUCGUGAAACUGCAUUUCAAGUACAGGAGAUGAUUGAGACACUCAAAAAAAACAUGAAGUCGUAAUUUUUUUUAUGGAGAAUUGGGACUUAUUUAAUGAUUAUUAAUCUAAUGAUGUGAAAAAUUUACUUGCUGAAGAUGUCAUGAAUGAAUCUUGGAUAUUUGAAACAGACCAGCAUGCAUGAAAUUUACUUUGUUUCGCAUCUUGCUAUGCACAUAGGCCGUGAGCAGACGUCCCUCUUCUUCGGCGAAGUCCUUUACGCGAGCCAAAAAAACAAAAAAAGCAAAAAAUACAGCGAAAAAAAAUUGACCAUAAAGGGUCACAAGAGCUUUGGGAGUGUUGCGCUUGGAAAUUUGAGCUCCUGCGCCGCAUCAACAUCAAUUUUGUGGUUGUUGAUUUUUUUUUUGGACUCGUGCGACAGACUUCACCGAAAAGAAGGGACUGCUCAAUCUCUUAUUGAACAAUACUUUUAAGAAAUAUCCACACUUAAAAAUAACAUCAACCAUUCGAAAAACGAAGCAAAAAACGUACGAAUUUCUUGCAUUUACGAGAUAACCUUGCUUGAAUUACAAAAACUUACGAGCAGAAAAUUGCGCAGCUUUGAGUAGAAAAUUAUUAAAACUGUACGAUUUCAAGACAAAAAGUUCUAUUAAACAACACUUUUGGGACAUGUCAA
Molecule: messenger RNA, 1312 nt
Organism: Pocillopora damicornis (cauliflower coral)
Lineage: Eukaryota; Metazoa; Cnidaria; Anthozoa; Scleractinia; Pocilloporidae
Product: sigma non-opioid intracellular receptor 1
Cellular component (GO): endoplasmic reticulum
Source: RefSeq, a predicted model, not a curated record